Molecule: messenger RNA, 1757 nt
Organism: Odocoileus virginianus texanus
Lineage: Eukaryota; Metazoa; Chordata; Mammalia; Artiodactyla; Cervidae
Source: RefSeq, a predicted model, not a curated record
GUCAGGCCACAAGACAUCUGGGUACGUGUGUUUGUGACCCCGACCCUCUGGAAGUGGAGAGGUGCAGGGGGAACCUCCCGCAGCCCCUCUGCGUAGAUGAGAACUUCAAAGAAAGGAGCCCAUAGUGUCACUCAGCUGAGUCUGAAUUUGGGUGGGAGCUCUGGCAGAGUGGGCCCCUGGGGUUUUCCAGUCUGGUAUAGAGAGAUAAGCCUGGGGCAGAGGGGCUGGCUGGUUCUGGACUGGAAAGGAAGUCCAGGGUUCUCUGGCUCCUGUCUUCCAAAUGUGGUUCUUCCAGGUUGGUUACCUUGGCUUGGUUGAGUUCAGUCUCAGACACUACCCUCCCUCAAGGGCCUGCUAUGUACCUGGCCAAGUGCCAUCCAUUGUGGGAGGGAGAAAAGAUGGGCAAUCCUGGACCUGAGAUCCAGGAGUCAGACACAUACUGGGGGAGAGGAGUCUUUCACUGAAAAGGAGUUGUCAGUCCUAGAUGGGACACUCUUGAGUGCCACAUGAGUGGUGUGAAGAAAGUAAGUCCAUGGAAUGUGGAAAGGGGGGAAGCCAGGGUAGGCUCAGAGGAGGGGGCUGGGAGCAGACCCCAGCGGGUGUCCAGGACUAGACCUCCUAUGAGAGGCUCAGGCCGGGGAAGAGUGUCAGGUAGGAGGCGACAGACAGGCAGAUGCGGGGAAGGGACAAGGGGAAGGCUACCAUCAGCGUGUUCUCUGCCUCCCCAGAUCGCACCUCCUCCAGGAGAAUGUGGCCUCAAGGGGCCAUCUUCGUGGUCCUGCCCCUCCUGGGGCCCACCAUUGUCUGGCUGCUCAUCCAUCACUCGAUGCCCGACUGGUGUGAAGCCUGAGAAAGCUGCCCUGGUGCCCACCCCAGAGUCUUGUUGCUGGAGUGGACAACCAUCUACUCCAUCAUGGGCUAUGCCUCCCACCUGGUGUGGAAGGACCUGGGAGGGGGCUUUGGACAGCCGCUGGCCGCUGCCCCUCGGUCUCUAGGCCAUCAGCUGGUGUCCGCCCAGCUGCACCUGCUGCUGCUCUUCGGGCUGGUGAUGCGCACGGCUCUGCUCUGGCAUCCCCAUCAACAAGCUGCCACCCUGCUGCUGCUGCCCUACCUGGCCUGGCGCACCGUGGCCGUUGCCAUCACCCACCACCUGUGGAGGGACAGCCUUUGUCCGAGGACCAUCCCUGGGCGGGGAGAGGAGUGACUGAGGCCGGGAUCAGGGGAGAGGAGGGAGGCCGGGGUAGGGGCAGAGGAGACCACAGCCAAGCUGUGGAGGGGAGGGUGGUGGCCAGAGGUUGCUGAGCCCUGAAGGUGACUUGAUCCAAUGUGGCCACUGUCCUGGGUCCCCUGGUGCCACUUCCCAUCAGGAUUCAGAGACAUGGGACAGGGAGGAAACAGUUCACAGUUAAUACAAAGUAAUAAGUCCUGUAUUAAUAAGAAUUAAUUUAGUAUUAAUAGCAUCAGUGAAUAAAAUCCUAACUAACUUUCCAGGUAUGAUGUGACAUGUGUGAGGUUCAGGAUAGCUGGGUGGGAAUGGACAUGUGUGUGUGUGUGUGUGUGUGUGUGUGUGUGUGUGUGCGUGUGUAUGCACACACACAUGAAUGAAGGUGUAAAUGCCCUGCCAAACCUCACUCAAAAUUUGGGACUUAGAUUUUUAAUUAUUUGAAAAACAAAGUUUCUGAAAAGCCACAGAAAGAUAAAGUAAGAAAGGAUACCAAUUAUCUUGUCGAACUAUAUAUUGUUUAUUUUAUAUUAUG